AUGGCCAUCCUCGGUCAUGAUGAUUUCGGAGAGUCAACCGUCGCUGGAUGGGAAUCUUCCAAAUACGCUUGGAUUCUCGAUAACCUCGAAACUGAGCGCGACAGUGGUGAUACAACCGAUGUUUCUCUCGAGAAGUUCGAGACUGAUGAGAAUGUGGUCACUCUCAUUGAUUGCCCUGGUCGCCGCGCGUACACGAAAAACAUGAUCGCUGGCGCUGUAGCGGCGGACUGCGCUCUUCUUGUCAUUUCUGCCGCGGAGGGCGAGUUCGAGACCGGUAUGCGGACAAACCAUGGUCAAAUGCGCGAGCAAGCGUUGCUGGCUUUCGCACUUGGCAUUAAGAGAAUAAUCGUGGCGUCACCAAGAUGA
This is a messenger RNA of Aspergillus chevalieri, 366 nucleotides long. RefSeq names its product translation elongation factor EF-1 alpha. Gene Ontology annotation, biological process: translational elongation; translation. The record is from RefSeq and is a predicted model, not a curated record. Lineage: Eukaryota; Fungi; Ascomycota; Eurotiomycetes; Eurotiales; Aspergillaceae. Gene Ontology annotation, molecular function: translation elongation factor activity; GTP binding; GTPase activity. Bases 1 to 366 code for a protein of 121 amino acids. The transcript has 3 exons.